GGAUCCGUGCGGUAAAAUUUGAAAACCCCGUUCCAGCGCGUGCCUUUUUGUUUGAUAAUCAUUGGUCGAUGAAAGAAAAUAUACAAAACAACAACUAAAAUUGCAAUUAUAUCCUGGUAUCAAAACGAUGCAAAACGGGAGUGAAAUGGACGACACAGCUCACAGCGACGAAUUUAACUUUCUAGUUGAAUAUGGAAUUUCUAAACUUGUUGCAGGUGAACUUGAAAAGAUCUACACAACAGGAAAACUAUCACAUUCAGAACUUGAUGAAAGAGCCCUUGAUGCUUUAAAAGAAUUCAAUCCGGAUGAUGCCAUCAAAGUAUUGGAACAGUUCAAUGAAGCCAGUUUGGAACAUGUUACAAAUAAAAGUGCUUUUUUGUGCGGUCAAAUGAAAACUUACAGACAAAAAAGCAAGAGUGGCGGUGCUAAUGCUGCCCCUAAGGGACCAGAUCCAGACAAAAUAAAGGAGAUUCUUGACAAAUCUGGCUACACAUUAGAUGUUACAACUGGUCAGAGAAAAUAUGGCGGUCCUCCUCCAGACUGGGGCGAUGGUCCACAGCCUGGGCCUGGCCAUGAGGUAUUUAUCGGUAAGAUCCCAAAGGAUGUGUUUGAGGAUGAAUUGAUUCCACUGGUUGAGGAGUGUGGGCGGGUUUGGGAUCUUCGACUCAUGAUGGAUCCCAUGACUGGCUUCAACAGGGGAUAUGCCUUCUGUACAUAUGUGGAUAAAAAAGAUGCCAAAACUUGUGUAGAAAAGCUGGAAGGUUAUGAAAUUAAGAAAGGAAAGACUUUAAAGGCAAAUGUAUCCAUUGCCAACCAAAGACUCUUUGUAGGGAACAUUCCAAAGAGCAAAGCAGAAGAAGAAAUAAAGGAAGAAUUCUCCAAAAGAACAGAGGGCCUUGACAGGGUGAUCAUCUACAGAUCUGUUGAGAAAGAAAACCAGAAGAACCGAGGGUUCGCGUUCCUGGACUAUGAUUCUCACAAGAGUGCUUCAACUGCUCGACGAAAACUGGCUUCCGGGCGGGUCAAGGUCUGGAACUGUGACAUCAUUGUGGAUUGGGCUGACCCUGUGGAAGAACCCGAUGAUGCAACAAUGUCCAAGGUGAAAGUCUUGUAUGUGAAGAACUUGACGACUGAUGUUACAGAGGAGUCGUUGAAGGAAGUAUUCGAGAAGUAUGGAACAGUUGAGAGAGUAAAGAAGAUCAAGGAUUAUGGCUUUGUCCACUUUGAGGAGAGGGAACAUGCACUGGCUGCAUGUGAAGCUCUCAAUGGACAGACCGUGGGGAAAUUGUGUAUUGAAGUUUCUUUGGCAAAACCACCAUCAGAAAACAAGAAGAAAGAUCGCCGAACACAAAUGAUGAAGAUGAGAGGACCAGGUUUUGAUGAUUUUUCCUAUGGACCACCUGCAAGGAUGGCUCCCCCUCCAUUGAUGGGUGGUCGAGGUGGUGGCUUCAGACGUGGACCCCCACCCCCACCAGACUAUUUCUAUGAUGACUACUACGAUUAUUAUGGAGGUGGUGGUGACGAGUACUUUGGUGGCUACGGUGGACCGCCAAUGAGGGGAGGUAGAGGUGGAAGAGGCGCACCUUUCAUGCCCCCACCCGGUCGCGGUCGAGGAGGGGGGCCUCCCCGCGGUGGACCUAGAGGGGGUCCGGCUGCUGCAAGGGGCAUGCGGGGAGCUGCCAGGGCCAGGGGGGCCAUGAUGCGAGGGAGGGGAGCACCAGUUGCAGGUAGAGGCCAGCAGACUCCAAGAGGUGGCAAGAGAAAGGCUCCGGAAGCAGCUCCUGCUACCGCAGGCGCACAGGCUAAACGUAGGGCUACCGCUAGCGAGUGGGGAGCCCAGCCAAUAGCCCAGCAACCUCUGGGUCAAAGUGGGUAUGGUGCUGGUUACAGUGGUGAAGGAGAUGCUCAGUGGUACCAGGACUCCUACGGUCAAAAUUGGGGCUGAAACGGUAGCCAAUAUAGGUUUUCAACCCAAUAAAGGUACUGUCAGGAGAGUAAAACACUUCCCGUCACUGAGUCCAGAGAGCAGCACCAUCUGUAAAUAGCCAUACCUAUAGGAAAUUUUUAAACAGUCUGUGUGAGCAUCGUCUUGUGUAUGAUUUGGUUAAGACUGGUGGUUUUGAGUUCUCAAGUCCACGUUGUUAAGUGUGUUUUAAUCGAAUUGGAUAUUUGGCUAAUUUUUAUUUUGGUCAUAUUUUUUUUAUAAAUACAUUGUCCAUCUGCUGGAGUCUACCAAUGUUUUGCAGAAUACGAAUUUAACAUGAUUUGGAGCAUAAGACAGUAAUGUUCAAUCCCUCGGUUUUAAAUGUUAAAGAAUCAAAUGAGUACUAUUCUUUGGCAGUUCUUUCUUACCCCCAUUUAGCAGCAGCAUUUUAAACUUUGAUUUCUGUUUUCAGAAAUUAUUUUUGCUGAUAUGUAAAUAGUAAUUUCGAAAAGUAUCGAAGCACAUAAUUUGUAGAACUUGAUUAAACUUUUUUGUUGAAUAUAAUUAUGCUAAAAUUUGAUGGCACUUGAUUAUAGGCACUGAAGACUUGGUUCUUCUUUUUUGUCUUUGUUCGUAUCAAUUACAUCAUGAAAAAAAUAGUGUAGUAGUAUAUUGUAAAAUAUUGUUUUUGACUCUUGUCAUUCAUCAUGUUGUCCUUUUAUGAAUCACUAGUAGAUUGUGAAAACACAUUGUAAAUCAGUGGUAAUAAAUCAUGGUUGACUAAAAACCUUCUAAAAUUUGUCGUUUUCAUUUGGCAAUAGCAAAAAAAGGGAAGACAAAAACUAAAGAUGUAUUGUUUUUUGCAGUAUAUUUUGUGGAGAGGUGAAAUUAAAGAUUUGUUAUGUACAUUUCUGUUACAAGAGUGGAAAUUAAACAAACUCAGAUUUUAGAAAGCUUAAAAUAUGUAGAUACGAGUAUCAGUAUUGCAACAUUCAAGCUAAACUUUUGAAUCACCAUGAUGAAUACAUGCCCCUCAUUACUAUGUUAUUGUUCUUAUUUUACCAUAUUCAAUUGUUGUUUCUUUCUCUCUUUCUCACUAGAAACUGAGGAAGGAUAAGGCUUCUACCGGCAAACAAACCAUCUGUUGCCAUAUCUAAAACAACAAAAUUAUGUAUUUCUCAUAACAAAAUUUUGUAUUUAUCACACAUUUAAAAUGAUCCAAGCUUGUCAAAAGAAAUCAAGCAUUUUUAAAAAAAUAUGUACAAAUUAUUUCAUUGAAGAAAAAGAUCUCAAAUUGAUAUUUAAUUUAUCAGUAGAUCUGUAUGUUUCUUUUCAGAUGUAUGUUCUGUUUAAAAAUGGUUUAGUAUAUUUUUGUACGUUUAUCAAUUAUUUCUGUAAAAGAUAUUGUAGUUGUGCUUUGCUCGAAUUGAGUGAGCAGUUUAGUUUUGGAAUAUGUAAAUACGAUAGAUCUUCAUUUCCUCGAAGAUCUUAUAUUUAACAUCAUGGCAUACAAAAUGGGUUACGGCAGAGUAACCAGACAGACGUCACGAAAGAGGCUGUUUAACAAACAAGGUAUGGCUUGGUCAUUGGGAGGAGACGGGAAUGACAUAAUACACACUGGCAUUAAACUUGUACAUAUGGACAAAACACAAGUGUUGCAACUGUGGCAUUGCCAAAGGAAUGUGUAUGCUAUGCAAAAAUAAAAUUUGAAAAGCA
Messenger RNA from Mya arenaria, 3640 nucleotides. Its product is annotated as heterogeneous nuclear ribonucleoprotein R-like. Bases 128 to 1945 code for a protein of 605 amino acids. NCBI's taxonomy places the organism in Eukaryota, Metazoa, Mollusca, Bivalvia, Myida, Myidae. The record is from RefSeq and is a predicted model, not a curated record. The transcript is spliced from 13 exons. Gene Ontology annotation, molecular function: mRNA binding. Gene Ontology annotation, cellular component: ribonucleoprotein complex; nucleus.